ACAGAUGCAAAUGAGAAAAGGUUGACAGCUACAGUAGCAGAGAGCAUAGGCAAGGAAUUGAGUCUCCUCAGACUGGUAUAUUUAGCUCAAAACAAGGGUGAAGUCUGCUCAGAUUGCAAACUACAGUUUCAACAAAUGACCAGGUUUACCAGCCAAGCACCGUGGAGUAGGCAUUCCAGUAACUGUGUGUUAUGUUUUGCGGUGGUAUCCUUGUUUGAACAGUUGUGCUUCCCACUGCACCACUCCCCUAUUCAAAAUUUGCUGAAGCUCUCAACUUGCUGGAAGCUGCAUCUUUGCCGGACAGCUUAAAAAUACAUUCUGGACAAAGACUUCCUGUUGCGAUAUGGAAACUGUUUCAGAAAGGUUGAGUCUUGACAAGGAGGAAGUCAGACGCACAGAAGGCAUCUGUAAACAUUCUCCCACUGGAGCAAGCUCUUCUCAGUUUCAAUGGCUCUCCAAGUACCGUCCAAAGGCGCCUCAGCCCCUCUGCUCUCCAGGUAAAGGACAAGCCUGCCAGACCCCAGCACACAAGGGCAUUGACAUUGACCUGAUCAGCACAAUGAAGAAAACUAGAAAUUCUGCAACAGACGGACAAAUAAAGGACUCUGAAGAACAGGCCAUUCAUCACAGACACAUCAACGACAGUACAGAGCAUAAUGCCGACAGGCAGGGAAAACUGAAAGUGGAAGCACGGAGUGAUAUGGUGCGAUCUUCACGUCACACGGUUUCAAACAAAGCACAUAUACUUACCAUGCCACAUUUUGGACUGAGAGAUAACAUUAUCAAGUGUGAACUUUUGAAAAGGGAAGAGACCUAUACCUACAUCAGAAACUUCAGGUUUUUUAUUGGUACCUACAAUGUUAAUGGGCAGUGUCCAAAGGACAGUCUAAAGCCAUGGCUGAGCUUUGGCACUGAACCCCCAGAUGUCUACUUUGUGGGCUUCCAGGAGCUGGACCUUAGUAAAGAAGCCUUUUUCUUUAAUGACACCCCCAAAGAGCAGGAGUGGUCCAAAGCUGUGUCUGAAUCUCUUCAUCCGGGUGCCAAGUAUGCCAUGGUCAAGCUUAUCCGCUUGGUUGGAAUCAUGCUGAUAUUUUAUGUGAGGAACGAGCAUGCGGAGUACAUCUCAGAAGUUGAUGCAGAAUCUGUAGGGACUGGAAUCAUGGGAAGAAUGGGUAAUAAAGGUGCUGUGGCUGUAAGGUUUCGUUUCCACAAUUCCACUGUCUGUGUUGUGAACUCUCACUUGGCAGCUCACAUAGAAGAAUUUGAGAGACGAAACCAGGAUUACAAAGAUAUCUGCACACGACUGCUGUUUCGCCAGCAUGAUCCCAUGUUACCUCCCCUUCCAAUCAUGAAACACAAUUUGGUCUUGUGGCUUGGUGACUUAAACUACAGAAUCAGUGAUUUGGAGGUGGAACGGGUUAAACAGCUCAUUCAGGAUAAGGACUUCCAGACACUUCAUCGGUACGAUCAGUUAAGGAGACAAAUAGAGGAGAAGGCAGUAUUCGAAGGCUUUACAGAGGGAGAAAUUACGUUUCAGCCAACGUACAAGUAUGAUACAGGAUCAGACCAGUGGGACACAAGUGAGAAAUGCAGAGCUCCGGCGUGGUGUGAUCGGAUCUUAUGGAAAGGAAAAUUCAUCAAACAGUUGCAUUAUCACUGUCACAUGGCUCUGAAAACCAGUGAUCACAAACCUGUCAGCUGUGAUUUUGAGAUUGGGAUAAAGGUUGUGAACGAAGAGCUGUACCGGAAGACGUUUGAAGAGAUUGUGCGCUCAAUAGAUAAAAUGGAAAAUGAAUGUAUUCCUUCAGUAUCACUUUCUGAACGAGAGUUCUUUUUUAAGGAUGUGAAGUUUAUGCAGCAUCAGGUUAAAACAUUUACCAUUCACAAUGACGGACAGGUUCCGUGUCAGUUUGAAUUCAUACAGAAACUGGAGGAGACCGCCUACUGUAAACCGUGGCUCAGUGCAAAUCCUUGUAAGGGAUUCCUUGCUGAAGGAGGUAAAGUGGACAUUGAGCUGGAAAUGUUUGUAAAUAGAUCCACUGCUACGGCAUUAAACUCGGGAGAAGAAAAACUUGAGGAUAUUUUAAUUCUCCACUUGGAGAGGGGCAAAGAUUAUUUCCUUGCUGUGUCGGGCAACUAUCUCCCCAGUUGCUUUGGAGCCUCAAUACAAACGCUGUGCCACAUGAGGGCACCCAUUCAAGACAUGCCUGAAGAAACAGUACGCCAGCUGACCUUAAUGCCUCUGCAGCCAAAAGAUGGAAACAGUUCUGUAACAGAAAUGCCCCUGGAAAUCCCUAAAGAGAUCUGGAUGAUGGUGGAUCACCUUUACCGCAAUGCAUGCCAACAGGAGGACCUCUUUCAACAGCCAGGACUGAGAGCAGAAUUUGAAGAAAUAAGGGACUGUAUAGACACAGGGAUGCCAGAUUCUCUUCCUGGCAGCAAUCACUCGGUAGCUGAAGCUCUGCUGCUGUUCUUGGAUGCCCUGCCGGAGCCUGUCAUCUGCUAUUCCCUUUACCAGCAGAGUCUGGAUGCAUCGGCUAGUUUUACACUUUGCAAACAGGUUGUCUCCUUGCUACCUCAGUGCCACAAAAACACGUUUAACUAUUUAACGGCAUUCCUUCGAGAGCUUCUGAAAAACUGUCUGCUUAAUCGCUUGGAUGUCGAUAUUCUCAGAAGUGUAUUUGGAGGCCUGUUGUUAAGGCCUCCUCCCUCGAGUUCCAGGCAAGACCCUGCUGAGAAGAGGAAAGCACAGGAAUUCAUACAGCAUUUCCUCCUCAUGGAGGGAGAAUCUUCAUAACAAUUUAAAUUAAUGUACAGCGUCUCUGAAGUAUUAUAUAUACAUACAUAUG
This is a messenger RNA of Polyodon spathula (Mississippi paddlefish), 2849 nucleotides long. RefSeq names its product inositol polyphosphate-5-phosphatase B (gene inpp5b). The coding region runs from base 344 to 2797 and encodes 817 amino acids. Gene Ontology annotation, cellular component: cytosol; membrane. NCBI's taxonomy places the organism in Eukaryota, Metazoa, Chordata, Actinopteri, Acipenseriformes, Polyodontidae. The transcript has 19 exons. Gene Ontology annotation, molecular function: inositol-1,4,5-trisphosphate 5-phosphatase activity; phosphatidylinositol-4,5-bisphosphate 5-phosphatase activity. The record is from RefSeq and is a predicted model, not a curated record. Gene Ontology annotation, biological process: phosphatidylinositol dephosphorylation; signal transduction.